This is a messenger RNA of Oikopleura dioica, 348 nucleotides long. NCBI's taxonomy places the organism in Eukaryota, Metazoa, Chordata, Appendicularia, Copelata, Oikopleuridae. The record is from the annotation of a GenBank genome assembly.
AUGAUCAUGGUCAUGAAUGUGAUGCAGACGCUUUACGAACUAGCGAUGAUCGAAUCCCAGAGCCCCGAUGGAAUUUUCCUGGACUUCACACCGACCGAGUUUUUUCUUCGACCCCGGGGGAGUUCUAAGGCCCACAAAACCGGUUAUCAACAGAGAAGAUGGAAAACUCACAUGUGUGUCGACUGCGAAUCCGAGCCCAAACAUCACAUGGACAAUGACGAACGGUGUAAGGCCAACCACGCCUCUGCCGACAUCGGAAUUGCCAAGGAGGUGCUCAACCUCGCCUCUGCCGACGCUGGAAUCGCCGAGGAGGUUCUCAACCUCGCCUCUGCUUAUGCUGGAACCUGA